Messenger RNA from Nerophis ophidion (straightnose pipefish), 4091 nucleotides. It is a transcript of the gene slc12a5b, whose product is annotated as solute carrier family 12 member 5b. Gene Ontology annotation, biological process: cell volume homeostasis; chloride ion homeostasis; potassium ion import across plasma membrane. The transcript is spliced from 26 exons. Gene Ontology annotation, cellular component: membrane. Lineage: Eukaryota; Metazoa; Chordata; Actinopteri; Syngnathiformes; Syngnathidae. The record is from RefSeq and is a predicted model, not a curated record. Bases 278 to 3601 code for a protein of 1107 amino acids. Gene Ontology annotation, molecular function: potassium:chloride symporter activity.
GGUGCGUGAGGGAGAGAAAAAGAGGACGGGGGGAGAGGAAGAGAGAGAUAAUACCUUCUGAAUACAUAGUGAAUGUUUUGGUUGGGCUUAAACUGAGUUGGGGGUGAGCGGUGCACAGAAACAGGGAGAGUGCAUGUUUCAUCGAGGUGGCCAUCGCCAAUUCUCCCUUACUGCCACCUGAAGACUAUCAAUUGUUCUCCUGAAGAGCAUCGCACAAAUAAGAGGAUACAUAGCCUUUCUCUAAUACUAAGAGGUGUGAGUUUGAGGAGGCGAGAGGAUGCUCAACAACAUGACAACAGACUGCGAGGAGGGAGAGGGGAGCCCCAACAAUCAGGGUGAUAGGAACCCUAAAGAGAGCAGUCCUUUCAUCAACAGUACUGCCACCAGUGAUGUGGAGAAGAGCCAGCAGUAUGACGGCAAGAAUAUGGCUCUGUUUGAAGAGGAGAUGGACACCAGUCCAAUGGUGUCCUCCUUGCUCAGCAGUCUAGCCAGCUACUCCAACUUGCCAACAGGCAGCAAAGAGCAUGAGGAGGCUGAGAAUAACGAGGAGGGUGCACGUCCAUCUAAAAAACCUAUCCAGGCACCACAACUUGGAACUCUGAUGGGUGUUUACUUACCAUGUAUUCAAAAUAUUUUUGGUGUGAUCCUCUUCCUGCGAAUGACCUGGAUGGUUGGCAUUGGAGGCGUGCUCGGUUCCUUCAUAAUUGUCUUCAUGUGUUGCUCCACAACCAUGCUCACAGCCAUUUCUAUGAGUGCCAUCGCAACAAACGGAGUGGUUCCAGCUGGAGGUUCCUACUACAUGAUCUCUCGCUCUCUUGGGCCAGAGUUUGGUGGUGCUGUUGGGAUUUGCUUUUACUUGGGCACCACUUUUGCUGGUGCCAUGUACAUCCUGGGGUGCAUUGAAAUCCUCCUGAUUUAUAUUGUUCCCCAGGCAGCCAUCUUCAAGAUCGAGGGCUUGGAAGGGCUGGAGGCAGAGGUCGCCCUUCUAAAUAAUAUGCGGGUGUACGGCACCAUUGUUCUGAGCUUCAUGGCUCUGGUGGUGUUUGUUGGGGUGAGAUAUGUCAACAAGUUGGCACUGGUCUUUCUAGCCUGUGUCAUCCUCUCCAUUCUAGCUGUCUAUGCGGGAGUCAUUAAAACCGCUAUUGACUCACCUGUCUUCCCGGUUUGCCUCUUGGGAAAUCGCACUCUUGUCUCCAAAGGCUAUGAUGUCUGCGCAAAGGUCGUUGAAAUAGACAAUGACACAGUAACCACAAAACUAUGGCGCUCGUUCUGUGAUUCUGAGUAUCUCAACGCGACCUGUGAUGAAUACUUCAUCAACAACGAUGUCACUGAGAUACAGGGCAUUCCUGGGGUUACGAGUGGGAUCCUGGCAGAAAACCUGUUUGGCAAUUAUCUGGAAAAAGGGGUAAUUGUGGAGAAGAGAGGACUUGCAUCACAAGUAGAGCCUGACAGUUCUGCUACCAACACCAACCGAUUUGUACUUGCUGACAUUACCAGCUUCUUCACACUGCUAGUGGGGAUAUAUUUCCCAUCCGUCACAGGUAUCAUGGCAGGUUCAAACCGAUCUGGAGACCUGCGUGAUGCUCAGAAGUCCAUCCCUAUUGGCACCAUUGCAGCCAUCACCACCACAUCUAUUGUGUAUAUGUCCUGUGUGGUGCUUUUUGGUGCCUGUAUAGAGGGUGUUGUCCUAAGAGACAAGUUUGGUGAAGGUGUCAAUGGUAAUUUGGUGAUCGGGACCCUGGCAUGGCCCUCUCCAUGGGUCAUUGUAAUUGGCUCAUUCUUUUCCACCUGUGGAGCAGGACUUCAAAGUCUGACUGGAGCUCCACGUCUCCUACAAGCUAUCUCAAGGGAUGGUAUCAUACCAUUUCUUCGAGUGUUUGGACAUGGUAAAGCCAAUGGAGAGCCUACCUGGGCCCUUCUGCUCACGGCUGGAAUUUGUGAAAUUGGCAUCAUUAUCGCCUCUUUGGAUGCAGUGGCACCAAUCCUUUCCAUGUUCUUCUUGAUGUGCUAUAUGUUUGUUAACCUUGCCUGUGCUUUGCAAACUUUACUGAGGACACCAAACUGGAGGCCUCGCUUUAAGUUCUACCACUGGGCUCUAUCAUUCCUGGGUAUGAGUUUGUGCCUCUCACUUAUGUUCAUCUGUUCCUGGUAUUAUGCCAUUGUUGCCAUGGGAAUCGCCACAUGCAUCUAUAAGUACAUUGAAUUCUGUGGAGCUGAGAAGGAGUGGGGUGAUGGAAUACGCGGCAUCUCUCUCAGCGCGGCUCGAUUUGCCCUCAUGAGGAUAGAGGAGGGGCCACCACACACAAAGAACUGGAGGCCUCAGAUUCUGGUUCUGGUCAGUAUGGAUGGGGAGCAGAACGUAGAACAGCCUCGUCUGCUUUCUCUAACCAAUCAGAUGAAAGCAGGGAAGGGCCUUACCAUUGUUGGCACCUCCAUUCAAGGAAAGUUUCUGGACAAUUACACUGAAGCCCAAAGAGCAGACCAGUCUUUGAGAAAAUUGAUGGAGACAGAGAAGGUUAAGGGAUUUUCCCAAGUGGUCAUAUCCUCUAAUUUGAGAGACGGGACAUCCCACUUGAUCCAGGUUGGAGGACUGGGAGGUUUGAAGCACAACACUGUGAUGGUCAGCUGGCCACGUAACUGGAAACAGCCUGAGUACCACCAACAGUUUAAAAACUUUAUUGAAGUGGUAAGAGAGACCACAGUGGCCAGUUUGGCUCUGUUGGUUCCUAAGAACAUCUGUAGCUAUCCAUCCAAUGGAGAGCGCUUCACAGAAGGACACAUAGAUGUGUGGUGGAUUGUCCACGAUGGAGGCAUGCUAAUGCUACUGCCCUUCCUCCUGCGUCAACAUAAGGUGUGGAGGAAAUGCAAGAUGCGCAUUUUUACUGUGGCUCAGAUGGACGACAAUAGUAUCCAAAUGAAAAAUGAUGUCAUUACGUUCCUUUAUCACCUGCGCAUUGAUGCCGAGGUGGAAGUGGUGGAGCUGUAUGACAGUGACAUAUCAGCCUACACCUAUGAAAAGACACUAGUAAUGGAACAGCGCUCACAAAUCCUCAAGCAAAUGCAUUUGACCAAGAAUGAGAUGGAGCGAGAGAUCCAGAGCAUAACAGAUUCCUCCCGCGGGUCCAUCCGCCGUAAAAAAACGUCUGCUCCACGCUCCCAGCCCAGUAUCGAGGAAGGAGGCAGAAUGACUGAACAACCAGAAGAAGAGGUCCAGCUUAUUCACAGUAAGAACACCUCCUCACCUGCUAGCCCCACCAGCCUCACAGCACCUGCAGGGGGCGGAGCCACCUGGACAGACAGCAAGGGAGUAGACAAGGGGAAGAACAUGGAUGGAGGAAAAGACCUCUUCAGCAUGAAGCCGGAGUGGGAACACUUGAACCAGACAGAUGUGAGGCGCAUGCACACGGCCUUGCGGCUCAAUGAGGUCAUCACAAAGAAGUCCAAGGAGGCGAAGCUUAUCCUGCUCAACAUGCCAGGUCCCCCAAAAAAUCGUGUGGGAGAAGAAAACUACAUGGAGUUCCUUGAGGUGCUCACAGAGGGCCUCAAUCGGGUUCUCCUGGUCCGAGGAGGUGGUCGUGAGGUCAUAACCAUCUACUCCUGAACGUCCUGAAAUCUGAUGUUUUACUGUGAGGCUCUUCCUGGCUGCAAAACCACUUUUUAACUUCCUUUCAACUGUUCUAGUUAUGUUAUGUAUUUUUUGGGGGGUCUUUUUCUUGUACAUUUUGCCGAUUGUACCCAAUAUUUAUUCAUCUUAUGUGUUGUUUGUUUUAUGUCUUCAAUGUUUUUUAUCAAAGCACGCUUAUUUGAACGAUGAUGGUACAGUGAAAGUGGUGUCAUGUUAGAUGAAAGUUUAUUGUUUAUUGAGUUUUUCAAUUAUAAACACUACAUUUCUAACCUCAUAGAGUGGUGAAUAAUCAUACACACUAAACAUUGCUGGGUUAUAUAUCUACCCAAAUGCUGGAUACAGCCUUUUGGGUCAUAUUUAUGGGUUAUUUCUAAAAAGUUGGGUAGUUUUUGAGACCCAACCAGGAACUCAGCUGGUCGUUUUUUGUUUUUUUUUGACACACCCAUUAAAUAUAUUCAUCCAUCCA